AAAGAGCAACUCAGUUGAGAAUUUUAACCUUACUUUUUCAACUUUUGAUGAGCUCAAUUCUCAAUUUAAUUCUUAGUUUUCAGGUCUAAAGAUUUUAUUUAAUGUUGAGGAUUUAAAUGAAACUUUCAUAAUUUAAGUAAUAAUUUACUUCAAAAAACUCUAACGUUAAAAAUACAUUUAUUUUACAAGUUAGAGAGUUAAUUAUUUAAAUUGUGCACUACGCCCAUCAGUAAAGUUGGAGUUUGGGUUAUAGGAUACAAACCUUUCUAUAAUAAGGAAAAAGUAAGAAUCAGUCAUGUCGUUCACGUCAAAACAGUUGAGAUACGCUCAUUCUGAUGGUUCAACCCACGUUUGUUAUUCUCAAGAUGGAAAAUACAUUGUUACAUGCGGUACUGAGGGAGACGUUAGAGUGUGGAAUGGUUUUGGAGACGAUGAGCCUCAGGAUAAAUGUGUUGGAGAUAGAGCAUACGCUGUUGCAGUACAUAAUGACCGCCUGUAUGUUGGGACAGGAAAUAAUUAUGUGCAAGCAUAUACAUUUCCAGAACCGGAACUUGAUGGUGUUGUCACUCGCUUCAAAGCUCCUGUCACAAGCAUAUCAGUUUCAAAAGAUGGAAAAUUGGUUGCUUGUGGAUCAGAAGACAUGGAAAUUCAUAUAAAAAAGGAUGAGAGUGUCACCGUCCUGACUAAUCACAAAGCACCUGUUCUAGAUGUUGCACUUGAUCCCAAGGGAGAGUAUUUGGCUUCAUCAAGUUGUGAUGGAACAGUACAGAUCUGUAAGUUGGCUGAUGGAAAUGAAGUUGUCCGCAAGCUGGAUUGCCUACCAAAGAGUAAUUCUGUCGAAACAUCGCCUUCCAACGGCAAAAUUGACUGGACUCCAAUUUCUGGAAAACUGCUUGCAGUUCCAUGCGAACAAGAGGUUUCAUUGUAUGAGCGUAAUACUUGGGAAAAGCAGACAUCUUUAACGAUCCCAACAUUGCAUGAGAAUGAGUACUUUUCAGUGUGCCGAUUCUCGAGUUGUGGUCAGUAUCUGGCAGUGAGUACCACAAAGAACAAGUUACUUGUUUGGAAUGUGAACGACAGUCAGCUGGUGUCGACGAUCCCAUCACCGACUGCGGUGGUGUGCGACAUCUCUUGGAAUCCAGUCACUCAGAAUGGCCACUCGUUCUGCUACACCAAUCUGGACGGCUUCCUAGGCCAAGCCCACUUGCAAAAAAGAAGCAACGACUCACCUGCCAAGUCAAAGGUUGCAGUUGAGUCUAAUGAGAACUCAAACAUCGAUGCAUUAAUUCCUGAUGAUGGAUUAUUCGAUGAAAAUUUCGGAAAUGAUGAUAAUGAAGAUGAUGACGAUGAAAACGUAGUGUCUGUCGAGAAAAUCAAAUCAGCCCUUGGUUUCAAUCCGGAUGGAUCGUUCGUCGCUGGCGGUUUAAAAGAAGAUGGAGCCAGCUCGCGGUCGGUGUCUCGAGCGUCCUCGCGAGCCUCCUCGCCCGGGCCGCCUGUUCCGCAGCUGGAGAUGCAGCCGCCGUUUCAGCCGUCCUCCACUCCACAAAGUCUGCAGUUCAGAUUUAUGGUGUGGAAUGAUGUGGGAGUCGCAGAACAGACAAAUACUGACGACGAUCAAGCCAUUUCUUUGAAGUUCCAUGAUUCUUCAUUCCACUAUCCAUUUAGAAUAGCGAAUGACUUGAAUUACUCUAUGGCAGCACUCAGUACGGAUGCAGUUGUAUUUGCAAGUGAAAAAUCCGAAGAUAGAGCAAGUCACGUGGGUUGUACGCCGUUGAAGAAAGGCCAGGAGUGGUCGAUGGAGCUGGACGCGGACGAGGAGGCGGCAGGCGUGGCAGUAGGGGUGGGGUGGUUGGCUGUGGCCACCAAUUGCCGCCUCCUGCGCCUCUUCACGGUGGGCGGCAACCAGCGAGAGGUGCUCUCCCUCCCCGGACCCCUCGUCUGCAUGGCCGGCUGGAGGAGUCUCCUUGCCGUUGUCUUUCACAGCUCACCUGGAAUCGGCGACCAGCAGUGGCUGAGUUACAUGAUCAUCAGAAUCUCACCGGAUGCACAGUGCCAUUGCGUUGAGAGUCCGCAGUCGCUGCCCAUCAGCCCAAAGUCAACACUCAAGUGGAUGGGCUUCUCUGACUAUGGAUCUCUUUGUACCACCGACUCUGCCGGCUAUGUCCGUCUACUCUCCUCUACCAAAACGUGGCAUCCGAUUGCCAACACCCGCCAAUAUGUGAAAGCCAAGUCUGAUACCUAUUUCGUCCUCGGCGUGAAUGAGUGCUUGCAAACAAUAAAAGUCAUUCUUUGCAAAGGCACUGAGUACCCUGUCCUCAUUCCUACACCGUACAUGACUGAAAUUCCAUGGAAGCUUCCACUAUGUGGCACAUCACAAGAUAAAGGACGUUUGGAAGAGCAGCUUUGGAGAACUAAACUUGCUAAUACAUGCCUCAGUCGGAAGAACCUUGAAAAUGAUUCAGUCAUUAGCAGUGCUCAAAGCAAAAAUAUGCUUGAAUUCAGCACAACCUUGAUCAAAUUAUUCUCGCUCGCUUGUUCUGAUAACCUGUCUCUGAGAGCAGUUGAGGCUUGCAAAUUAUCUGGAUCGCAGCUUGUUAUGGAAAGAGCUAUGAAAUAUGCCCACAUGCAAAACAAAGCUGUCUUGGCUGAGCAAAUAGCUGAAUUGAUAACAGAACUAUCAAAUAAUGAUGACGUCGGUUCAGAGUAUGAAGAACCCUCCCCUUAUUUGGGACAUCCAGUUAACUCUCAUUCGAACUCCACUGAAAGACGAAGCGUGCCAUUGAUGAGGAAAUUGUACAAUCGUCCUAGUCAGCGAUCGAAACAAGUAGAAAGCAACGCUAAUGAAAGCUACUCUCAAGAUAUGUUUGACGAUUGUGAUAACUCAAAUAGGAAUGAUUCCAUGAACGGCGAUAUUGGAGUUCGAUCACUGUCACCCCUACCGGAACAGGCUUCUAUGUUGAGGAAAGACGAGAGUAUUGGGCGUAGAGCUGGAUUGAAUCCUUUCAAGAAAACAGCUGGCAACUCUGCUGGUAAUAGAGGCUUAGCCAGUCUCUCCACACCCGAGCCAGUCACCAAGCCCGUCAAAAGCUUGUCUGAACGCCUCAAACCGAAGGCAAAGAGUGCAAAAGUUGAAGUGAAAAAACCUGCGGCAGUUGAUUCUCCAGCUUCUUCAUUGCCACCGUUCAAAGAAUGGUUUGAAACCGAACGGGUAGUUCUUGCAAAGGAAAAUCCAUCAAUGACCGUUGCCGAAUUAACUAGAAUUGCCCUUAAAACUUACAAAUCGAUGAAGAACGCAAGUUCUGAUUUGGAGUCAUCGUUCCAAAACUCAAUGUCUAGUCCAUCCGUCCAUCAGAUUUCAAGUGAAGACAUGGGGUCCCCAACAAGCAAUGAGAAUACUGAGGCGGAAAGCUCAACUGCCGAAACGCCUGCUGUUGCUAAGAAAAGGAAAGCAGCAGAAGAUGUGCAUGAAGCUACUCCCUAUCCCAAAAAGAUCCCUUCCAAAACUGCUAGCAAAUUGACAGGAUUUUUCUACAAGAAAAACGAAUAGAACUGCAGUAGGGUUGGCAUUAUGUUCCAACAGUGCAAGACAAUAAGAAUAUCAAGCAACUGUUCAUUGCUGUUGAGAAAUUCAUUAAAGGAAACGAUUCAUUAAUACGGGAAAUCAUUACUGAUCAUUAAAAAUGAUUAAUAUUGGUGGUUGAAUUAAACUGGUAUUCUACCAUCCCCUGCAAGGGUAUUUAUCAUCAAUAUUUUUUUAUAAUUUCGUUUUCUUCUUACUCAUCAGUUACCUUGUAUUGCCAUUGGCUCAUGUUUUUGGAUUUGGAACCCCUAGCAAUUUAACUUUUUUAACUUAUGAAUAUACCGUAUCUACUCUGAGUAUUAUUAUUCUAUCAAUAUGUGUGUUAAUUAUUAAUUUUUUCAUAUAUUGAAUCUUACUCAUAGUAAUAAUAAUGGUUAUUAUCAAACAGCACUUGAAUUAACAAUUGAAAUUUACUAGUGAUUUAUUAAGAAGGUGGUGUUCCCGAUUCGUUGAUUAUGUAAGUCAGGAGUUAGUCAUAAAGACUGAAUGUUUUUCUUAUUAAUUUAUAUUUGUUCAGUUUAUUAUCUAAUAAAAAUAAAUACAAG
Molecule: messenger RNA, 4125 nt
Organism: Nilaparvata lugens (brown planthopper)
Lineage: Eukaryota; Metazoa; Arthropoda; Insecta; Hemiptera; Delphacidae
Gene: Ctf4
Product: WD repeat and HMG-box DNA-binding protein 1
Exons: 19
Coding region: 296-3547 (1083 amino acids)
Biological process (GO): DNA-templated DNA replication; mitotic cell cycle; DNA repair
Cellular component (GO): nuclear replication fork
Molecular function (GO): chromatin binding; protein binding
Source: RefSeq, a predicted model, not a curated record